Brachypodium distachyon (stiff brome) is the source of this 831-nucleotide messenger RNA. RefSeq names its product BTB/POZ and MATH domain-containing protein 1-like. Bases 78 to 536 code for a protein of 152 amino acids. Gene Ontology annotation, molecular function: protein binding. The record is from RefSeq and is a predicted model, not a curated record. NCBI's taxonomy places the organism in Eukaryota, Viridiplantae, Streptophyta, Magnoliopsida, Poales, Poaceae. The transcript has a single exon. Gene Ontology annotation, biological process: protein ubiquitination.
GGCCACGGUUUGCCAAGAGAAGGGAUCUGGAGUCUCGCUACGUUGUCGACGGCUGGGUCACCGUUGUAUGGGGGGUCAUGGUCGUGCGCAGCGACGACGAUGACCCUCUCGUCGUGCCGUGCUCCGACAUCGGGGCCCAUCUUGGCCGGCUCCUCGAUGACGGUAAUUCCGACGUCUCCUUUGUCGUCGGCGGUGACACGUUCCCGGCGCACCGGGCCGUGCUCGCCGCCCGGUCGCCGGUCUUCAAGGCGGAGCUCUUCGGCUCCAUGGCAGAGUCCACGAUGUCGAGCAUCACGCUGGCAGACAUUGCGCCUGCAACAUUUGAAGUCUUCCUCCGGUUCAUCUACACCGACGCAUUGCCUGACACUCCUAUCGAGACGUGCAAGCAUCUGCUUGCCGUGGCCGACCGCUAUGCAAUGGAGAGGCUGAAGAUCAUGUGUGCCAAGAAGCUGUGGGAUGGUGUGUCCGUGGAUACAGUGGCGGACACUUUAUCUUGUGCUGAGACAUACAGCUGCGCUGAGCUGAAAACCAAGUGAAUUGCUUUCUUUGCCGAGGAGGAAAACUUCAGGGAGGCCGUGUUAACGGAUGGUUUCGUCGCGUUGGUCCACAAGUUCCCAGGAAUUAUUGCUGAGCUAAGGACCUCGAAAAAAAGGAAGAAGGCUAAGAACUAGAGAGAUCAUGAUGCCCGUGUGUUGCAACCUGCGAAUUCAGUUGUUCACGUAUGGUUUAUGUCACCUAGUAUUUUGAUAUCUUUUCAAGCAUAUCCUGUACGAAUUUUAUGAGCUCGGAAAUCCUGGUAGCCUAACCUUUAAACUGAUCUUAUUAUUUGCA